Messenger RNA from Aspergillus mulundensis, 1068 nucleotides. RefSeq names its product putative protein phosphatase PP1 regulatory subunit Sds22. The record is from RefSeq and is a predicted model, not a curated record. Gene Ontology annotation, molecular function: protein binding. Lineage: Eukaryota; Fungi; Ascomycota; Eurotiomycetes; Eurotiales; Aspergillaceae. Bases 1 to 1068 code for a protein of 355 amino acids. The transcript is spliced from 5 exons.
AUGAAAGACAGCAAAGGCUGGGAUGGGAAGCUACGCGUCGAGCCCAAAGCAACGAUAACAAACCCUGAAGCUUUAGAGGACCCAGACUACUCGGAUUCUGAUGCGCCGCCCGUGGAGGAGAUUGAUGCCGACGAGGAUCUGUUAGAGGACGAGGACAAAGAUGUCGAGGUAAAUCCAGCGCUUACGAAGCUGCAACUCGAACUCCGGGAAGCUCACGAGGCCUCAGGAUAUCGAUCUCGUACAUUGCCGCAUACACUCAAUUCCCGCUUUGCGCGACUAUGUCUGCGCCAGAACCAAAUAUCCCGAAUUGAUUUACCCUCCGGUCUUGGUGAAACGCUGCAAGAGCUAGAUCUUUACGACAAUCUUAUAUCGCAUCUCAAGGGGCUUGAUGAUUUCCAAAACUUGACGAGCUUGGAUCUCAGCUUCAAUAAGCUCAAACAUAUCAAGAACAUCUCACACCUGGUCAAGCUAAAGGACCUUUACUUUGUACAGAAUAGGAUCUCGAAAAUUGAAGGGCUCGAGGGGUUAACGGAGAUAAAGAAUCUGGAGUUAGGGGCCAACAGGAUUCGGGAAAUCGAGAACCUCGAGACUUUGAGUGCCCUCGAGGAGCUAUGGCUUGGGAAGAACAAGAUCACGGAAAUGAAGAAUCUCGAUGCACUCUCCAACCUCCGCAUCCUCUCCAUCCAAUCAAAUAGACUUACCAGCCUUAGCGGUCUCUCGUCACUCAAGAACCUGGAAGAAAUAUACGUGUCGCACAAUGCCAUCACAGAUCUCGCCGGCCUAGAGUCAAACACCGCACUACGCGUUCUAGACUUUUCAAACAACCAAGUCUCGAAACUCGAGCACUUGUCCCAUUUGAAAGAAUUGGAGGAGCUUUGGGCAUCCAAUAACCAGCUGUCGAGCUUUAACGAGGUGGAAUGUGAGUUGAAGGACAAGGAAAACCUAAAGACAGUGUACUUUGAAGGGAAUCCGCUGCAGACGAAUGGACCGGUUGUAUACCGGAAUAAGGUGCGGUUAGCCAUACCGCAAAUCAUGCAGAUUGAUGCCACGUUUGUACGAAUCGCUUAA